AUGGGAGCUCCUUGCACCCCUCUUCUCCCUACUCUCAUCACCCUUCUCCCUACUCUCAUCACCCUUCUCCUUACUCUCAUCUCCCUUCUCCCUACUCUCAUCACCCUUCUCCUUUCUCUCAUCAUUCUUCUCCAUACUCUCAUCACCCUUCUCCCUUCUCCCUACUCUCAUCACCCUUCUCCCUACUUUCAUAACCCUUCUCCGUACUCUCAUCACCCUUCUCCCUACUCUCUUCACCCUUCUCCCUUCUCUCAUCACCCUUCUCCCUACUCUCAUCACCCUUCUCCCUACUCUCAUCACCCUUCUCCCUACUCUCAUCACCCUUCUCCCUACUCUCAUCACCCUUCUCCCUACUCGCAUCACCCUUCUCCCUACUCUCAUCACCCUUCUCCCUACUCUCAUCACCCUUCUCCCUACUCUCAUCACCCUUCUCCCUACUCUCAUCACCCUUCUCCCUACUCUCAUCACCCUUCUCCCUCCUCUCAUCACCCUUCUCCCUUCUCGCCGGGAGCUCGUUGCACCCCCCGCGCACUCGUCGGGAGGUCGUUGCACCCCCCGUGCGCUCGCCGCGAGGUCGUUGCACCCCCCUCGUGCUCGACGGGAGGUGGUUGCACCCCCCACAAGCACGCCGGGAGGAGCUCGUUGCACACCCCUUCUCCCUACUCUCAUCACCCUUCUCCCUACUCUCAUCACCCUUCUGCUUACUCUCAUCACCCUUCUCCCUACUCUCAUCACCCUUCUCCCUAUUCUCAUCACCCUUCUCCCUACUCUCAUCACCCUUCUUUCUACUCUCAUCACCCUUUUCCCUUCUCCCUACUCUCAUCACCCUUUUCCCUUCUCCCUACUCUCAUCACCCUUCUCCCUACUUUCAUAACCCUUCUCCGUACUCUCAUCACCCUUCUCCCUACUCCCUACUCUCAUCACCCUUCUCCCUACUCUCAUCACCCUUCUCCCUAG
Closterium sp. Yama58-4 is the source of this 957-nucleotide messenger RNA. The record is from the annotation of a GenBank genome assembly. NCBI's taxonomy places the organism in Eukaryota, Viridiplantae, Streptophyta, Zygnematophyceae, Desmidiales, Closteriaceae.